Messenger RNA from Choloepus didactylus (southern two-toed sloth), 2346 nucleotides. RefSeq names its product amyloid beta precursor protein binding family B member 1 interacting protein (gene APBB1IP). The record is from RefSeq and is a predicted model, not a curated record. The transcript is spliced from 13 exons. The coding region runs from base 1 to 1974 and encodes 657 amino acids. NCBI's taxonomy places the organism in Eukaryota, Metazoa, Chordata, Mammalia, Pilosa, Megalonychidae. Gene Ontology annotation, biological process: signal transduction. Gene Ontology annotation, cellular component: cytosol; plasma membrane.
AUGGGCGAAUCAAACGAUGAUAUAGACCAAAUGUUCAGCAAUUUGCUGGGAGAGAUGGAUCUUCUGACCCAGAGUUUAGGAGUUGACACUCUCCCCCCUCCUGACUUCAAAGCACCCAGAGCCGAAUUUAACUACAGUGUCGGUUUUAAAGACUUAAAUGAGUCCUUAAACGCACUGGAGGACAAGGAUUUGGACGCUCUGAUGGCCGAUCUGGUGGCGGACAUCAGUGAGGCUGAGCAGAGGACAAUCCAGGCCCAGAGAGAGUCCUCCCAGAAUCAGCACCAUGCAGCAUGUCUGGAAGCACCGGAUUUCGACAGUGCAGCCUCUCUUGGAUAUGAAGCAAACACUGCUGCAACUGGCGUUUACCAAUACGAGGACGAUCUACCACCCCCACCAGCUGAUCCCAUGUUAGACCUUCCCCUUCCUCCACCACCUCCUGAGCCUGUGUCCCAGGAAGAAGAAGAAGCACAAGCCAAGGCUGAUAAAAUUAAGCUGGCCUUGGAGAAACUGAAGGAGGCGAAGGUUAAGAAGCUGGUGGUCAAGGUGCACAUGAACGACAACAGCACCAAGUCUUUGAUGGUGGACGAGCGGCAGCUGGCCCGCGACGUUCUAGACAACCUUUUUGAGAAGACUCACUGUGACUGCAACGUGGACUGGUGUCUUUAUGAGAUAUACCCGGAACUACAAAUUGAGAGGAUUUUUGAAGACCAUGAAAACGUUGUUGAAGUCUUAUCAGACUGGACAAGAGACACAGAAAAUAAAAUACUAUUUUUGGAGAAAGAGGAAAAAUAUGCUGUAUUUAAAAACCCCCAGAAUUUUUACCUGGACAACAAAGGGAAAAAAGAUGGCAAAGAAGCAAGCGAGAAAAUGAAUGCUAAGAAUAAGGAAUCCUUACUUGAGGAGACUUUCUGUGGAACCUCCAUCAUCGUGCCAGAAAUUGAAGGAGCUCUUUAUUUGAAAGAAGAUGGAAAGAAGUCCUGGAAAAGACGUUACUUUCUUUUACGGGCUUCUGGAAUUUAUUAUGUACCCAAAGGAAAGACUAAGACCUCCCGAGAUCUGGCUUGCUUUAUACAGUUUGAAAAUGUCCACGUUUAUUAUGGGACUCAGUACAAAAUGAAAUAUAAAGCUCCCACUGACUACUGCUUUGUUUUAAAGCACCCUCAGAUUCAGAAGGAGUCCCAGUAUAUCAAGUACCUGUGCUGUGACGACGCAAGAGCCCUGAACCAGUGGGUCACGGGGAUCAGGAUCGCCAAGUAUGGAAAGACCCUCUAUGAUAACUACCAGCGGGCCGUGGCCAGGGCUGGACUUGCCUCCCGGUGGACACACCUGGGUCCUGCCAACCCAGCUCCGCCGGCGCAGCCUUCCACAGGACCUAAAACAGGUGCCAUGCAGCCCAACGGCCAGCUCCCCCAGGCCACCCCCUCCGUGAGCUCCAUCCUCCAGGAGGCCCAGGGACACGCUGACACCACCAAGGAUAAGAAGCCGGCCCCGGGGACCCACCACCCGGGGGCGCCGCGGGCCUGUCCGCUCCCGAAGGCCAGCCUGCCCCCGCCGCCCCCCGUGCGCCGAUCCUCGGACGCCUGCGGCCCCGGGACCCCGGCCACGGCCCCGGGCCCCGGCUUCCCCGCGCCCCCCGACGACCUCCCGCCGCCGCCGCCGCCCGAGGAGGACGCGCUGCCCCCGCCGCCCCCGGACUUCCCCGAGGCGCCCCCGGACUUCGUGCCGCCCCCGCCGCCGGCGUCCGAGCGGGACGCGGGGGACUCGGGGUCUCCUCUGCCGCCGCCGCCCCCGCCGGCCCCGCCGGCCCCCGUCCCCGCCGCCAGGAAACUGCCCCCCGCUGUCCCCCAAAAGUCGCCCGUGCCCCCGAGCAGGCAGGAGAACCCGGGACCCCCCCGAGGGGGAGGAGGCGGGGAGCAGGACUUCAUGGCGGAUCUGAUGCAGGCGCUGCAGAAGAAGCGCGGGAACGCGGCCUGAGCGCCUGCGCCCGCGGCCGCCCCAGGGUGCUUUUGCUGCUCUUUCUGGGACUCCUUGCUCAGCGCCGCUGCACUGCCCAGGGGCUCAGACUAGGGGUGAGGCGGCGCUUCUCCGGUUGCUCGAGAGCAGUCAUAAUCAUUAACCGAGCACAGAAGUUAGGAUAUCCGCCUGAGUGUACGUAUCUGUUCUAUGUAUUUUCACUUACAUAGAUUUUAUCUUCCCUUCCAACUUAACUAAAAUGUUUUAUGUUCCUUCAUUAUAUUAUGUUCAAAAGCACCAAAUUAAGAAAUGUUAUGUUUUCCUGGAGGUGGAAUUUCUAGCAAUAAUUGUAUAAAUCUAAUGCGAAAUAAAAACUAAAUGUUUUAUAAUGUA